Molecule: messenger RNA, 1197 nt
Organism: Aspergillus oryzae RIB40
Lineage: Eukaryota; Fungi; Ascomycota; Eurotiomycetes; Eurotiales; Aspergillaceae
Product: terpene synthase family protein
Exons: 4
Coding region: 1-1197 (398 amino acids)
Source: RefSeq, a predicted model, not a curated record
AUGGGUACAACCACGGACGGCACCAAAAGUGGACAUUUCAUGCCCAUCACAUAUGUGUACCACCCUAUACUGGACGUUGGAACUUCCUUCGAUGCAAACCUUUUCAAAUUUCUCCAACAUCCAGACGAAGGAGUCGGCGGACCUGGAUGCUACUCGAACUUCAUUGUCUUGUACCCUUCCGAAUUAUCGAUAUAUUGGCCUAGCUACUUGCCCUGCUGUAGACAGAGAAAGCACUGGAAAAUGGCAGAAAGAAUGACCAGGGAACUGCUAGAUGCUAUAUACGAGGACUCGUGUCGAGAAACUCGAGAUGAUGGAGUAAUGCCCCCGGAGCUACAAGACAUGUCAUCGGAAGUUAGGAUGCGCAAGGAGACAGAGCUCAUAGCUACAUCAGUCAAGUCCGCUGCAUAUAUGUAUCCAAACGCGAGUCCAGUACGCGCGGGGAUAUCAAGUCAGUCCAUGCUGCUUGUUUUUCUUCAUGACGAUGUUGUGGAAACUUCUCCGUUGGACGCUGUUAAUCUUAAGGGAUCCACAAUCACCGAUGCUAUAUUCGCUACAUAUGAGCCGAAGACGGGCAUCGCGCAGAGCCGUCGCGAGGCGCUGGGAGGUUUCUUGACAGCAAUGAUUGAAGAAGACCCGAGCUUGGGAAAGAGACUUCUCUCUAGUAUAUUUACCUGGCUCAAUCAUACAAAGGGGUAUGGGUCAAUCUCACCAGCAAUCUUUGAGUCGUUGAGAAAUUAUCUAGAGUUUCGAUCGGAUGAUAUUGCAUGUGAAUUUAUUAUAGCACAAGCUUUAUUUGCUUGUAACAUUCACCUCUCCGAGAUGGAAAUACAAGUAUUCAACAAUGUGGUCCGGAUAUAUGUGACUCAUAUCUCUCUCACGAAUGAUCUUUACUCCUUCGAAAGGGAAAGGGAAGAGUACGAGCGAACCGACGGACUGCUCAUCAACGCAAUCGGGGUGAUACGCAAGGUAUACCAGGUCUCUCCGGUAGUGGCGAAGCAGCUUCCUUGGGGUUUCAUUUUGGACACGGAGUGUGCGUUUUCCGGGGAGUUUAAAAAGCUAAUAUCGUCCGGCCUCUUGAACAGUGCUCAGAUCCGAUUUGUAAAGGCGUUGGCUGAAUGUCUUGCCGGGCAGAUCUUUUACUCGAUCUCAUCUGGCCGUUACGGAGGUGAUAAGGCUGCAAGGGUGAUUUCUACGUGA